UCUGUAAGCACCAUGUCUGGAAGAGGUAAAGGAGGAAAAGGACUUGGGAAAGGAGGCGCUAAGCGUCACCGCAAAGUGUUGCGUGAUAACAUCCAGGGAAUCACCAAACCCGCCAUCCGUCGUCUCGCUCGCCGCGGCGGUGUCAAGCGUAUCUCCGGUCUGAUCUACGAGGAGACUCGCGGUGUGUUGAAGGUGUUUCUGGAGAACGUGAUCCGUGAUGCCGUCACCUACACCGAGCACGCCAAGAGAAAGACCGUCACUGCCAUGGACGUUGUGUACGCGCUGAAACGACAGGGACGAACUCUGUACGGCUUCGGAGGAUAAACGUCUUUAUUCUCAUCAGAUAAACCCAACGGCUCUUUUAAGAGCCACACACACUCUCAUAAGAAGAGUUAAUGUCUUUUGUGGUGUAGUUCUGUUUAUAUACACGCAUUGAACAUCAAUAUUAUUCAUGUUCUCCAAAAAGUAUUUGUGUAUGCGCGCACUCGUUUAAUGAAUGUAUCACGGUUCAUGAAUAAAAGGAAAUUGUC
Molecule: messenger RNA, 530 nt
Organism: Xyrauchen texanus (razorback sucker)
Lineage: Eukaryota; Metazoa; Chordata; Actinopteri; Cypriniformes; Catostomidae
Product: histone H4
Exons: 1
Coding region: 13-324 (103 amino acids)
Biological process (GO): nucleosome assembly
Cellular component (GO): nucleosome
Molecular function (GO): protein heterodimerization activity; DNA binding; structural constituent of chromatin
Source: RefSeq, a predicted model, not a curated record